AGUAGAGGUGAGGGCUGUUUCGAGCUGUAGGGAAGACGCGAGGGGAGUGUUGGAGCGGUUUUGUGUUUGUUGGAAGCGAGCUCUAAACUUAAUAAGCGACACAGAGAGAGACAGUGGGUGUUUCAGCUCCGCACACCGGGGAGAAAUAUGAUUCAGCGAUGAAAAGUAGGCAUGGCUGUUGUAUCCUUGACUUCGAGUGUGACUUUGGUCCAAGAGCUAACUUCUAGAGAAGGCAGCUGAGGAAGCAACCUCCUCGCUGUGCCGUAAUGACGAGGAGACAAGUGAAAAAGUGACAAGGAAGAGGGAGGAAGAAGAUGGGAGCCAAUGUUUCCAGCUACCCACACUCUUGCUCUCCACGCUUUGGUGGAAACACACAGGCUCAGCAGACCUUCAUUGGAACAUCAUUGUACGCACAGCAGAGUUACACAUGGGAGCCAAAGCUCUACAGCCUGGAGCAUGGCGGCCAUGAACGUGUCCCCGAGCGGAAGAAACGGAGCUCUGGCCUGGCCACCCUCAAGCGCCGCUUCAUCCGCCGCCGCAGGGCCAGCCGCUCAGCCGACCAUGCCCGGCACAUGCGUGAAUUGCUCUCAGGCUGGCACGUAUGUGACGUCAAUGCCCUAGUGGAGGAGUACGAGGGAACAGCUGCCCUCAAAGAGCUAAGUCUGGCCACGAGCCUGGCCCGGCCUGAAGCGGCAACUUUGCGAUAUUGCAUGGCUGCCCUCUUCCAGCACAAGCACUGUGCUGAUGUGGACCUGCUCUUUCAGGACGCCUGCUUUCCUGCCCACCGUGCCAUCUUAGCUGCUCGCUGCCCUUUUUUCAAGAGCUUGCUAUCAUCCACAGGCUCAGCUAAUUUAAGCUACAAUGGACCAGAGGUGCUGCUUGAUGUGGGCACAGCAGGAAUGGAUGUCAUGAUGUUUUCUGCCCUGCUUAAUUAUUUGUACACGGGUGAGCUUGGAGGUGCCAACAGAGAGGCGGAAACGCGCCUGAGGAACGUGGACGUCCUCAGGCAGCUGAGUGAGGAGUUUGGCAUGCCUAAUCCUCUGGAGGAAGACAUGCGGAUGCUGUUUCACUCCAUGUGCUACUACGACUCUGUACUUAGUUUCUGCUCUGAGCCGGAGAGCGUAGAAGCUUGUGAUGCUGUUGGAGGGAUUAGUGGUGGAGGGAUUGCUGGAGUGAGCGUUGUGAAAAGCGAACAGUCGGCAUGUCCAGACGAGGACCUGAGAGCCCACAAGGCUGUGCUCUCAGCACGCUCUCCUUUCUUUCGGAACCUUCUGCAGCGUCGUGUCCGAACUGGUGAAGAGCUAACAGAGCGAACUCUACAAACGCCAACACUCAUUGUCCUGGAUGAGUCAAUUAUUCCGCGGAAGUAUGCUCGCGUCAUCCUGCACUGCAUGUACACUGAUGUUGUAGACCUAGCACUAGUGAUGCGUGGCAGUCCCUCUAUGGGCAGUCUGAGUGAGACACAGUCCCUGGGGACAAGUAACACCGCUGGCAAGGGUAUCAUCCCAGCACGCACAGAGGAAGCCAUGGAGCUCUACCACAUCGCCCUGUUUCUUGAGUUUAGUAUGUUGGCACAAGGUUGUGAGGAUAUCAUUGUGGAAAGCAUCUCUCUGGAGUCACUGAUCUCCAUUCUGAAGUGGAGUUCUCAGCCAUACGGCUCGAAAUGGGUCCACAGACAGGCCAUGCAUUUCCUGUGUGAGGAGUUCAGCCAGGUCAUGACUUCAGAUGUACUCUAUGAGCUCACCAAGGAUCAACUUCUUGUAGCCAUUCAGUCAGACUACCUGCAGGCGAGCGAGCAGGACAUUUUGAAGUAUGUGAUUAAGUGGGGCGAGCACCAGCUCAUUAGGAGGAUGGCUGACCGAGAGCCUAAUCUAUUGAGCGGUACAGCUCAUAGCGUGAAUAAGCGUGGAGUGAAAAGAAGAGAUCUGGAUGUGGAAGAACUAAGGGAGAUUUUGUCUCCUCUUCUGCCUUACAUCCGCAUGGAACACAUUCUCCCAGCCAACAGUGACGUCCUCGCUGACGCAAUGAAGCGUGGCUUGAUCAGCACUCCCCCAUCAGACAUGCUGCCCACAGCAGAGGGAGGCAAAGCAAACGCCUGGCUUAGGCAGAAAAACACUGGCAUUUACGUGCGUCCACGUCUCUUCUCUCCCUACGUGGAGGAGGCAAAGUCAAUUCUAGAGGAGAUGAUGGUGGAACAGACAGAUCUGGUAAGGCUGAGAAUGGUGCGCAUGUCCAAUGUUCCUGACACGCUCUACAUGGUCAAUAACGCCGUGCCCCAGUGCUGUCACAUCAUAAACCACCAGCAAAUCAACAGCACCCAAACAACUGCCCCGUCUGUUGUGGCCAACGAGAUACCAGUGCCCAGCUUGCCAGUGGUUAGAGAGAUGAUUUCCAGGCUACAGGAGCUCAGACACACAGAUCAGGUCCAGAGAGCCUAUGCUCUUAACUGUGGGGAGGGAGCCACAGUAAGUUAUGAGCUUCAGCUCCGUGUUCUCAGAGAGUUUGCCCUGCCAGAUGGAGCCGCUGAGUUGCUGCAGAACCCACACAAAUUCUUUCCAGAGGAGCGUUUUGGAGAUGAGAGUCCUCUCCUUAGCCUGAGAGCAGUUGGCCGUUGCAGAGUGAAUAGCUCUCCUGCUAUGGACACAAUGUUAACAGAAUUGGAGACCCUUGGGAGUCUUAACCCCCCUCUCCCUCCUCCACCUCCACCAUAUCAUUCCAUGUCGACCCAGCACAGAGUAGCAUGGGGCUCCAGGGGGGCAAUGCCACCUCCCUCUCGCUCCUUCUCCUAUCCCUGUAACCACACACUUCUCCAACAGAGAGGUUCCUCCAUGCCCAAACCAAGCAACCCAGCACACCAAGCUCCUGACUACAGCAUGGCGCAGAACAUGGGGAAAACACUCAACACAGAGUCAUGUAGGAAUCUGGAACCUUUGAUUAGGGAUUAUAUGCCAGACAUUGCUCUCGGAGUAUCCACUAUGACUCUGUCAGAGCACAGCAACGCUCAGGACACCACUCUUCAUUCUCUUCCCAACAUGGUCUCUACGAUCCCCCACUACCCACCUGGACCGUGCCCCAGUGGAAGGUAUUCUCUCACACAGCUGUCCCACAAGAGGCACAUCUCCAAACAAAACAUAGAACCUCCAUCUGAAUUUCCAGACCUUUAUGACUUACCCAAUCAAAACAGUCUUGUAUCUAGCCUUCCUCCUCAAGCCACCUACACUGGUCCAGACUUGUACGGACAGCGAAGAGGGCAAUGCAAUAACAUAACCCGCUCAUGUCUCCCUGACACUUUGUCAGUUCACACCCAGGCAAGGCUAGGACAGCCAUCUGACUCCCUUCAUUUGGAUGUGUUGGGUCAAAGGUUGGAUGUGGACCAUACCUCCUCUGUAGGGGGAGCAUUUGUGCCCAGUGGGCGCUCGAUAAAUGACUCGGACCUGACAUGUGGUCUUGGACUUUCUAAAGAAGGUACUGAGUCGUAUGAGGAGCACGGCUCAGUUCCAGAUGGGACUGGGGACAGGAGGGAGGCCUCUGGAGGAGCUGGACAUCACAGGAACGGUAGUGAUGAAACCGGAAUAGGCCGGGAUCACAGGUCCCCCAAUAAGCCAGGGUACCAGUAUAAAAAAUCUGCACUUUAAACCAGAUAAUAAAAAGUCACGAGUUUGGAAAAAGACUGUUAACUAAAGUUCUGUUAACAAGUGUUGAGUUUCAGUGUAUACUUGCAGGUAGCUAUAUCUCACUUCCAUUACAGCUUGUUCGAAAAGGGUUGAGAAAGGGAUCAGUCCUUUCAAAGAAAAAAUUAAUGAGAAAUAUGUAGCAGUUAAGUUUUACAAGGGUUUACUUCAGUAUAUGUAGUAAUGCAGAGGACUUUGUCUCAUCUUUAUUUUAACAGAUUCUCCUUGAUACCAAAAUUCAAGUCUGUGACUGAUAUAUUAAAUGAUGAAGGUAACAUCAAUAAAAUAUGCCAGCCAUUAAAAUGGGAAACAGAUCAGCUCCUAGAUGAAUAUCAGAAAAAUCACUGCCAGUCAAAAAUUUAAACAGCUGCUCAUAAGGUUUUCUCCAUCUUGUUUGAACUAUUUUAUUAUGAUAAUAAUAAAGAAAUCAGUACUAUGUAAUAACAAAAGUAAACAAUGACCAAGAAAAGUGUUAAACAAAUCAAAUGCUUUUUUGUUGUUUUUGCAUUCAAAAUGGCAUUGUUGCACAUUCUUGGCAAUUUCUCAGCUAGUUUCAUGAGGGAGAUUCCCAAAUAAGCUGAGCACCACUUCUCCUAAGCUGAUUCUCUUAAAUGAACAAGUUUGGGGAAAUAUCAUUUUCAUCAAAACAGCUUUUUUAAGGGUCAAAAGAACAUUUUUUAAAAUCAGAACUACAUAUAAUACACAGGCAUUAACUUUCCUAUAUACAUUAUGUUACAAUAAUUAUGCAUUCAAAAUUUUGACUUGUGUAUUUAUCUUUCACCAGCAAGGAACUCCUUUUCCUUUAGGCCUGUAAUCAGUAUAAUUAGAAUUGGUUUUAGAGACCACGAAAUACUAAAGGCAAACGUUUUAUUUAUUUUUUUUCUAAUAUUGGGCUAGAUAAAUAUGAAUAGCUGAUCAUAUAAAAGCAACAAAUUGUUAGUAAGCCCCCUCUCCUUUAACAAACCUUUUUCCCUUUUAAUGUCAUUUAUCUGCAUGUCCUGUACAUGUUUUGUGAGUAGGAAUGGUUCCCCUUUUUACGAUUUUAAACUUUUAUCCAUUGAAACCUGUUUUUUAAGGUAAAAAUUUGUGUACCAUUGAAAAUUUGUAUACAAAUGUUUGUCUCAUUGUACAGCUGCAUACUAUCCCAGAAUGACUGCUCUUACCAUAAGCAUAUGUCACCUCAAAAAAAAAAAAAAAAAAAAAGAGCCAAAAUGUAUUGUUCCAUAUGCUAAAACUAUUUGGUACAAGAAAAUUAACAAAACAUUGGCCAAUAUGAAUGAUCCUAGUAUACUCAAAGUUCAAAGCAUCAGGUUUUGUUAUGCUUAAUAAAUAAAUAUGCGCAUGUUAUAAAAGCACCAGGUAACAACGCAAACAUUGAGCAGGAUUAAUAGAUUUAAAAUUCAAAGCAGUGGCUGUUCAAAAUUUUACAUGCACCUGUACUGGUAAUGUAAUGGCAUAUAGAUAAAAAAAAAAUGUGCUUGUAUACCAUUUCGCACCCUUCUUAAGUACAUAUUUAAAUGACGUAAUGUGUUUUGAAAAUCCACAAUCAAACAAGACUGUUCAAUAUUUACAUUAGCACCAGCCUUGAGAAUGAUUAAUCUGUGUACUGUAGAGAACAUGAUGAACAUGCUUGUGUUCACCUCCUCCUUUUUCACAUCCAGUGCCCUUAGCUGUGGAUUUUGAGUCAGAAACCAAGAAGUGAGUUUAAGACAUUACGUAUUUUCCAUGGAAUUAAUUUGAUGAGCCUGUCAGUCCAACUUUACUGAGCUCAUGGCUGGUGAAUAAUGUACAUUUGUAGAGGCAAGAUUUUGCAGUGUGCACUACCCUUUAGCUCCUCCACUCCAUUUUGUAAUUUUUACAGUGCCACUUAGUGCCAUGAAAUUUUUGUAGCAGUGCACUUUUUUUUGGGGGGGGGGGGUCCUUGUCAUGAGUUUUUCUCCUUUAUGUAAAAUCUAAACAGGAAAUGACUCGCCAGUAUAGCAUUUAAUAUAGAAUACGUUCAUUAGACAGCAUGUUAAUUACUGAUGUAUACAAUGUGUGAAUAGACGAUUUUGUUGCUAUAUUUUCAAUGCUUGAUCCAAAGUGGCACUCCAUAAUCCACAUUUUAUACACAAUAUUUUCUAGGAUUUAUGAAUUACCACAGUCCUUAUUUGGCUGCAUGACUGUCAUCAAGAUUUAACAAGCAAAUGUGUGACAUGGAUAUGGUAUGAAAAUAGUCAUAACUAUAUUUUAUCUGUACUGGGAGGGGGGACCUUGAACCCAGUAAACUGCUGCUAAUGCACUCUAACGUUCUGUUUUGCUGCUCGUCAAUGAUGUACUAUAGUAGCAGAACAAGAGUUUGCAUUUGUAUCCAUUUCACAGUACAUUUGCGAUUUGUAGAUACAUGUUUUCAAAUUGUCUGAGUUAUGAUCUGAGGGCUUCAGGGUUCAUUACUGCUGUUAUCUGUAGAAUACUGCAGAUGACCUGAGUGUGUGCCUUGCGUGUGCAGAGGCCAAGUAUUUUAUUAAGUGAUUUUGGCCUAUGCAAGCCUUCUUGGGAGCGUGUGUAACCAUCUGCCAAUUUCUAAAUGGCCUGUACUGCCUCAUGUACAUCUUUUGAGAAAUAAUAUUUUUAAACUCUUGGGUACCUUUUACUUGGAUUUGUGUUGUGGUUUGAUACGGUUGUUUCUGAUGAAUAUGUUGAUUGUACUUAAACUUUAAUAUAAUUGCAUUUCUUGUAAUGAAUUUUCACCAGUUCUAUUUUUGUACUGUUACCUCAGAGAGGGUAAAUAACAGUGACCAGCUUUGCAAGCUAGAAAGCAUCUUUAAAUAAACUUGCUUCAAUAGUA
Clarias gariepinus (North African catfish) is the source of this 6498-nucleotide messenger RNA. Its product is annotated as BTB/POZ domain-containing protein 7-like. The transcript has 11 exons. Gene Ontology annotation, molecular function: protein binding. NCBI's taxonomy places the organism in Eukaryota, Metazoa, Chordata, Actinopteri, Siluriformes, Clariidae. The record is from RefSeq and is a predicted model, not a curated record. The coding region runs from base 315 to 3635 and encodes 1106 amino acids. Gene Ontology annotation, biological process: morphogenesis of a branching epithelium.